Toxotes jaculatrix (banded archerfish) is the source of this 1176-nucleotide messenger RNA. It is a transcript of the gene znf706, whose product is annotated as zinc finger protein 706. Bases 104 to 334 code for a protein of 76 amino acids. Lineage: Eukaryota; Metazoa; Chordata; Actinopteri; Toxotidae. The transcript has 3 exons. The record is from RefSeq and is a predicted model, not a curated record.
UGCAGCAUUAGUCUCAGGUUAAAUGUGAACUAAGCAGCUGUCACACUUGUGUGUGGGCACCCAGCUAACGACACGUACUCUUGUUUUAAGAGGCUUUGCCAUCAUGGCACGUGGGCAUCAGAAGAUACAGUCUCAGCAGAAAAAUGCCAAGAAACAGGCAGAAAUGAAGAAGGCCAAGGGUCAUGAUCAAAAGACGGCAGCCAAGGCCGCACUAGUGUUUACCUGCUCUGUGUGCAGGUCCCAGAUGCCGGACCCAAAAACCUUCAAGCAGCACUUCGAGAGUAAGCACCCGAAAUCUCCUCUGCCCCCUGAAUUAGAGGGAGUGGAGGCAUAAACGGUCACUGUGGACACCAAACUGAGUUCUUCAAGGCCCUGCACCAAUCAUGCACUUGUCUCAGUCUGACAGCAAUGGAUGAUUUGAUGUAAACAACAUGAAGAAACCGUUAUCGUAAUUUAGGCUUUAACAGGCCAAGUUGCCUUUGACGCAGUCCUUCCUUCCAUCCAGUCCUGUUUUUUGCUAGUGUUAAAUACACGAGGGGCUAAACCCAAAUUCUGGUUUUGAUUUCAGGCUCACUGACGACCUUUUUGAUCGGAGUGGUGAAUGAAAGUUUCUUGCUUCAUUCGCACAGUUUCUCAGAACAAACUCCUCACUGCCCAGAAUGUGUUGUGCACAUAGGAAUAUUUCUUGCUGCUAGAUCUUGUACCUCUUUAUCAGAAGCUUUAAUGGAUUUAAUGUCUGAUUAAACUUUUAUAGCCAGCAUGUCACAUGAGGUAAACACAGUGUGCUGACAGGGCAUGGAUUUGGAUUGGAUGGGAUAUAGAUGAAAUGUUCUAAUUUUUAGUUUGUUGCACCUGUUUUUUCAGUAAAUCAAUUUCAUUUGGCUUUGAAUGUUGAGUAUUGAACAAAAUAGAGACAGUGAGUUUUUUUUUUUUCUAAUAUCAGCUCCUCCACAGCGCUGUCUGCCCUGUUGUACUGCAAUGUUUCAUCUAGUUAAUCAGAAUUUUAUGUCAGGUCAUAAAGAAUGUGAAAAUUUGCCAGCCAUUUCCAAGCUGCUACAUGAAUUGCAAGUUAAUAAAAAUUUUACGGGAGCUUGUCAACAACAUUUGUACGCUUGGAAAAUGAAUUUAUGCUCCAAUGAUGUAUUAUAACAUUUUAUUAAAUUUUACUUUGUUGUA